Pan troglodytes (chimpanzee) is the source of this 3015-nucleotide messenger RNA. RefSeq names its product solute carrier family 25 member 29 (gene SLC25A29). Lineage: Eukaryota; Metazoa; Chordata; Mammalia; Primates; Hominidae. The coding region runs from base 1118 to 1831 and encodes 237 amino acids. The record is from RefSeq and is a predicted model, not a curated record. Gene Ontology annotation, cellular component: mitochondrion. Gene Ontology annotation, molecular function: high-affinity L-arginine transmembrane transporter activity. Gene Ontology annotation, biological process: mitochondrial L-ornithine transmembrane transport. The transcript is spliced from 8 exons.
CGCCCGGGCCCUGCCGGCAGGCACGAGGGGCGGGGCGCGCGGCCCGAGGUGAGGGACCGCGGGCCGGAGGGGAUCCAGCGAGUCAGCUGCCGCCGAGGGACCAGCGCGGGUCUAGCCGCUGCCGCCAACCCCACCAUCCCUGACCGCGCCUGCCCGGGCUCCGCGCCAGGAGGAGCGGCCAGGCCCAGCCCCAGCACCGCGAGCUCGGGGACCCCGACGGCGCCCAGCCCGGCGAGGGGCCUCAGGGGGAGGACGAGGAGGAAAGGCGGCCUCGCCGGGGACCCGGCCAUGGCGCUGGACUUCUUGGCUGGAUGCGCGGGGGGUGUGGCAGGCGUGCUUGUGGGACACCCGUUUGACACGGUCAAGGGCAAGCUGUGAGUGGCAGGCACCAGACCAGCCUUGUGCUUGCUGGCAGCGCUACACGUGGCCCCUCUUCCCACUGAGCGAAGGCACAGCUGACGGCAAGGCAGGAUGCGCACCCUGAGCUGGGUUUGCGGGAGACUUCCGGUCUCCUUUUCUGGUGAGCCCAGGCCCUUGGGACUGAAAGAAUCCAAGAUCUGGAUCUCCUCUAUAGCACCCAGAACCACAGCCACCGUCCUGAAGCACACGGCCUUCACACGUGUUUCUGCAUGAAGGGAGUUUUCUGUCCUGCUUCCUUGGACACAGCAAUAAUCAGGGAGCAGUCGUCUUGACCUAUGAUGAGGGGGGGCUGUCUCCAUCCAUAGCAAAAGUGUAACUUUGUUGUAGAUGGGCGUAAGCCUCACCCUGGAGAGCGCUACCGGCUGGACUUGGGCAUUCACCAGUGUGUGUGACCUGCAAAGACUUCACAACACUACCCAGGUGGCACUGAGUAUCCAACCUGGGAAGGGACAGCUCCAUGUCACAUCAGUUCUACUCACACAGCCCUCUUAGUGCCAGUGGUGGGGCUGCAGGAGGAACAGAGAUCCCCCCAGAGGCCCCAGAACAUUGAAGGGAGAGCAGCAAACCUCGCAUCAAGGUACGGCUUCAGGUCCAGAGCGUGGAGAACCCUCAGUACCGCGGGACGUUGCACUGCUUCAAGUCCAUCAUCAAGCAAGAGAGCGUGCUGGGCCUGUACAAGGGCCUGGGCUCGCCGCUCAUGGGGCUCACCUUCAUCAACGCGCUGGUGUUCGGGGUGCAGGGCAACACCCUCCGGGCCCUGGGCCACGACUCGCCCCUCAACCAGUUCCUGGCAGGUGCGGCGGCGGGCGCCAUCCAGUGCGUCAUCUGCUGCCCCAUGGAGCUGGCCAAGACGCGGCUGCAGCUGCAGGACGCGGGCCCAGCGCGCACCUACAAGGGCUCGCUGGACUGCCUCGCGCAGAUCUACGGGCACGAGGGUCUGCGUGGCAUCAACCGGGGCAUGGUGUCCACGCUGCUGCGUGAGACGCCCAGCUUCGGCGUCUACUUCCUCACCUAUGACGCUCUCACGCGGGCGCUGGGCUGCGAGCCGGGCGACCGCCUGCUGGUGCCCAAGCUGCUGUUGGCGGGCGGUACGUCGGGCAUCGUGUCCUGGCUCUCCACCUACCCUGUGGACGUGGUCAAGUCGCGGCUGCAGGCGGACGGACUGCGGGGCGCCCCGCGCUACCGCGGCAUCCUGGACUGCGUGCACCAGAGCUACCGCGCCGAGGGCUGGCGCGUCUUCACACGGGGGCUGGCGUCCACACUGCUGCGCGCCUUCCCCGUCAACGCUGCCACCUUCGCCACCGUCACGGUGGUGCUCACCUACGCGCGCGGCGAGGAGGCCGGGCCCGAGGGCGAGGCUGUGCCCGCCGCCCCUGCGGGGCCUGCCCUGGCGCAGCCCUCCAGCCUGUGACGCUCACCCCGCCCUCCUUCCCCAGGGCUCCUUCUCAGAAACCAGGGACAUAAAUUGGCCCCUGAGUCGAUUGCCCUGCUUCCUGCUCGGAUGCUGCGGGCUGUGGAGUCUAUCAGACGUGGGCUGAAUUUUGCUGAUCAGCUGGGUAGUUUUGGCCGAGAACUGCACUUGCCUCAGUGUUCUCAUGUAUGAAAUAAGGACCCUCACGCCCACACUGUAGAGUCAGGAAGCUCAGAGAUUAUUCCCAGCAGCAGCCAGCACCUGGCCUGGCUGAGGCCAUUGCACCGUUAUCCUGGAAACUGAGGCAGACACUCUAGCCCCUUUCUGGGAUCCUGGCCACGUCAUUGUGCUCUUGCCCUGCAGGCUGGCUCCCGGGGGUCUCUGAUGGCCAACCAAGGGGCCACCCAAGGACCUGCUAACUCCACACAUCCUCCACCCGAGGUGGGGGGGGGGUGGGGGUGGUGGUGGGCCACCCCUCUGGUCUGUGUUAGGGACAGAGGAAAACUUGGUGUGCCUCCUGGUGUCACAGAACUGGAUCCUCUGCAUACCCCAGCUUCUCCACAUGCCACUGCUAGGGGUACCCCAGCUGCUGCCACUCCUGCUGGAGGGUGAACUGGGGACCCUGUACCCUCCGGGAAGCCAUGGAGUCUGCUGGAGGCACCAUAUCAGCCUGCGGGACUAGGGUGGGGAGCAAACAGGCCAGCGGUGGAGGUCUGGACAGUUCAAGUGUGAUGCAGCUGUGGCAAGGAGAAAUCCUUCCGACUCUGGGCCUCAGGCUGCUGUCCAUAAAAUGGGGACAUGGCCAGCUGACGGACAACUGAGUCUCCGGCCCACCUACCACCGCCAGCCAGGAUCCCCCAAAGCGUGCAGAGGGCUCAGCAGAGAACAGUAUGGGACCCCCUCACCAGGCCUGGAACACCUCUAGCCACAAAGAAGCCAAAGGUCAGUCCCUCUGCUCCCCAGCAAACGGUGCCUCCCAGGCAUUCUCAGUGCCAGGGCUUCAUCCCUGUGAAGGCACAGGGCCCGCUAGUGGGCACAGGGGUGGCUAGUUGGGGCCUGGGGCAGAAGAGGGCUGCACCAGGCGUCCUGGGGAAUGUGCUCAGUGAAGACGACACUGGGCUUUGCACAGCCUGGUGUCGCUGUACAGAAACUGUCAAGGGAAUAAAGUGUUCUUUGUUUUUUAA